CGGGAGCGCAGUGGAAUGAGCGGAUGACGCUGUUCUCAAGCCUGCAGUCCUACGUGACACGCUGGCUCCGAAACUUAUUGAUGUAAGCCUUAUUUUCUGUUUUUCCGAAGUUGCCGUCUUGUAACUCGUGAGAAAAUAGAUUGAAAUACCAAUGUACUUUACUGACGUAUGCACAUGAUUAAUGUCAAAUAGUUUAUGUUUCGUGAUUGUGCAAGACUAACUAAACGAGGACUUCGGGAGUGUCUAGUUUUUGGAAACGCUGAACGGUCUUUAGUGGUUUUGAAUUUUGUUUCGCUGAAUUUAUUGAAAACAAUUAGUUUGUGGCUGGAUGUUUAUUUGGAGGAAAAGCGGACAGAAAUCCUGACAUUGGAAAGGGCGACGCGCGAGCUUCCCCCGCGCUCACGGUGAGCAUGUCGAGGCGGGGUCGCGAGACGGACCCAGGGGGGGCAGCGCCACCACCCAAAGGGCUAGCCAAGAAGAAACCGGUGUGUCCCAUCUUCAUAAGCGAAGAUUUUGCAAGAAGUGAGGCAAAUCUCACGCCCCCCAGGAACCUGGACUCACAGACCUCCAUCACUAUAGGAGACAAAAACUGUGAUAUCCAGGCAGAUGACCUGCUUUUCCUGUUGGAGUUGGGCCGUGGGGCAUACGGAGUGGUAGAGAAGGUGAGACACACCCAGAGCGGCACCAUUAUGGCUGUGAAGAGGAUCAGAGCUACAGUCAACAGCCAGGAGGAGAAGAGGUUGCUGAUGGACCUGGACAUCUCCAUGAGGACCAUGGACUGUCCAUACAUUGUCACCUUCUAUGGGGCACUUUUCAGAGAGGGAGAUGUCUGGAUUUGCAUGGAGCUCAUGGACAUGUCACUGGACAAGUUCUACAAAAAAGUCUUGGAGAAAAAGCGGAAGAUACCGGAGGACAUCUUGGGGAAAAUAGCAGUGUCUAUCGUCAAAGCAUUAGAACAUUUGCACAGUAAACUGUCAGUUAUUCACAGAGAUGUGAAGCCGUCCAACGUCCUCAUCAAUCACGAGGGCCACGUGAAGAUGUGUGACUUUGGCAUCAGUGGGUACCUGGUGAACUCAGUGGCCAAGACCAUGGAUGCAGGUUGUAAACCCUACAUGGCGCCGGAGAGGAUCAACCCAGAUGUAAACCAGAGUGGCUACAACAUCAGGUCGGAUGUGUGGAGCUUGGGGAUCACACUGAUUGAGCUGGCCAUCCUCCGAUUCCCCUACAAGUCAUGGAGCACCCCUUUCCAGCAGCUGAAGCAGGUGGUGGAGGACCCAUCACCCACUCUGCCUACUGACGGAUUCUCUCCAGAGCUGGUGGAGUUCACAGCUCACUGUUUGAGAAAGAAUCCAGAAGAAAGGCCAAACUACAUCAAACUGAUGGAUUAUGCCUUCUUCAAGAUUCACGCAUCCAAGGAAACAGAUGUAACCUCUUUUGUGAAAGAAAUUAUCGACGACAGUUUGGACUGAGCUUCUGGUCUCUGGCAGGACUCGUCCUCUCUUACCUUCUUUUUUUAUUUUGUCUCACUUCCUGAGGUCACGUACCAGCAUCAUUUGUUAUUUAUUAUUCUAUGAAUUUAGUAAAGGUUAUAAAUAGAAUCCGAUCUCUGCAUGACACAUAAUCAGCAGCAUGGGUGCCACCAAACCCUUGGGAACCUCUGGCCACCCCCUAAUGCAGCUGUAGAGAUUUAAUUUCAGAAGCGAAUCCAUCGAAAGCUGCGAUGCCCCAUCGGCCCGUUAACUGUGCUGGACCUGCCCUCAGUUUGUGUGGUUAACUUGAUUGCACCACAGCGCUCCUGAAUGAACUGGUAUGUACAGUUGUGUUCAAAAUAAUAGCAAUCCAACAUCACUAACCUGAUCAAUCACUGUUUUUGGUAAAAAUUAUAUUUCUACAUGGCAAAUAAUUUACUUGUAGGUGUAGUAGAGUAAUGGAAAACCAGCAGACUCAACAGUCAUGACAUGCAUGCUGCUGAUUCUGUGUAAUUGAAUCAUUAAUUGAAAGGCGCGUGUUCAAAAUAAUAGCAGUGUGAAGUUCAAUUAGUGAGGUCAUUCGUUCUGUGAAAAACCAGGUGCCAAUUAUGGGCCGUAUUCAAGUAAGGAAGGCAGCAAAUGUUGUACAUGCUGGUUGUAGUGCAUUUCUCUCUGAAAUUCUGAGUAAAAUGGGUCGUUCCAGACAUUGUUCAGAAGAACGGCAUACCUUGAUUAAAAAGUUGAUUGGAGAGGGGAAAACAUAUAAAGAAGUGCGUAAAAUGAUAGGCUGCUCGGCUGAAAUGAUCGCAAAUGCUUUAAAAUGGCAACCAAAACCUAAAAGACGUGGAAGGAAACGAAAAACUACCAUUCGAAUGGAUCGAAGAAUAGCCAAAAUGGCAAAGCCAAUGAUCAGCUCUAGGAAGAUCAAAGAAGGACUAAAGUUACCUGUGAGUUCUGUUACAAUCAGAUGACGCCUAUGUGAAGCCAAGCUAUCACCAAGAAGCCCCCGCAAAAUCCGAUUGCUGAAAAAAAGACGUGCUGAAGAGGUUACAGUUUGCCAAAGAAUAUAUUGACUGGCCUAAAGAGAAACGGCCACAUUUUGUGGGCUGAUGAAAGCAAGAUUGUUUGGUUUUUUUUUGGGUCUAGUGGCCGCAUGCAGUUUGUCAGACGACCCCCAAACACUGAAUUCAAGCCACAGUACACUGUGAAGACAGUGAAGCAUGGUGGCGCAAGCAUCAUGAUAUGGGGAUGUUUCUCAUACUAUGGUGGCGGGCCUAUUUAUCACAUACCAGGGAUCAUGGAUCAGUUUGAAUACCUCAAAAUACUUGAAGAGGUCAUGUCACCUUAUGCUGAGGAGGAAAUGCCCUUGAAAUGGGUGUUUCAACAAGACAACGACCCCAAACAUACCAGUAAACCAGCAACAUAUUGGUUCCAGACCAACAAGAUUGACGUUAUGGAGUGGCCAGCCCAAUCCCCGGACCUUAAUCCAAUAGAAAACUUGUGGGGUGACAUCAAAAAUGCUGUUUCUCAGGCAAAACCAAGAAAUGCCGAAGAAGUGUAGAAUGUAGUCCAAUCAUCCUGGUAUGGAAUACCUGUUCACGGGUGCCAGAAGUUGGUUGACUCCCUACAACACAAAUUGCAGCAGUUCUGAGAAGCAGUGGUUAUACAACUAAAUAUUAGUUCAAUGAUUCAAAGGAAAGCAAAACCUUAAAACAUUCUUUAGUUCAUACGGUGGAUGUCUGAGUUUGUAAAGAAGAAUGUGGACACUGCUAUUUUUUUGAACAGCUGAAUAUUCCCUUUCCUUCACUUUCUGUAAAGGAGUAACACAAAUGUGAUGAAUUUCUCUUCUUGUUUUGAUUUGGAAUAGAAUUUGUAGUGCUCCCAAUGCAUUUGCGUGUAUGGAAAUAAAAACUAUUAUAAGGA
Molecule: messenger RNA, 3392 nt
Organism: Paramormyrops kingsleyae
Lineage: Eukaryota; Metazoa; Chordata; Actinopteri; Osteoglossiformes; Mormyridae
Product: dual specificity mitogen-activated protein kinase kinase 3-like
Biological process (GO): protein phosphorylation; MAPK cascade
Molecular function (GO): MAP kinase kinase activity; ATP binding
Source: RefSeq, a predicted model, not a curated record